UAUUCAAAAAUAACCGUAUUGGGCCACUACUACGGGACCAACGAAUCUUUGAUAAAAUUUCGCUCCUAUUAGUCUAUGAUGUCUGGUAACCCGACCUUUGUAUAAAUAUCGGAACUCAUCGAUCAACAUCCCCCAUGUCUCCCGAAUCUAUCCAGAAUGGCGAUUCCGCGUCCAAAUCAAUCGACCAACGCGGGAUGAAGCGAAAAAGGUUGCAAUCCCAAGAGCAUGGAUCUGGCGAGAGUUCUACAGUGAACGGGGAAUUGAGAAAAGAGCCAUCAACAGAACCUUCACCAAGAGACGAUCAGGAUGAUUAUCCUGUCGGAAAUUUUUCUCCCGAUACCAAACUCCGAUUGGGCAAAUCGAUAUCAAUACGAGACCUCGAGAAUCGUCCACAUGGAGGCGUACAAGCAAGCCAAGAUACGAGUACGAAUGGAAGGCUCCGGCAACUCCGAUCUCAAGCUACCAUUCUACGAAAGUUUCGCCAACAACUACCGAUAUGGCCAUCGUCAUCCACGAUUCGCUCUUUCCUACAAUCGGAUAGACCUCAAGUUUUGAUAUUGACAGGUGAAACGGGUUCCGGAAAGAGUACCCAAGUCCCUCAGUUCCUCCUCAGCGAACGAUGGUGUCGAAAUGGAUGUAUCGCGGUGACGGAGCCACGUCGAGUUGCUGCCAUUGGAUUGGCGAAAAGAGUCGGUUCCGAGAUGGGUGUCCGGCUUGGUAAAGAGGCAAAAGGUCUUGGGAAAAGACAGGAAGACUCUGUCGGAUGGUCCGUUCGGCUCGACAAUAAUGUGAGCAGGGCAAGAGGUGUCCGAACUCGGAUCAAGUAUCUGACAGAAGGAAUGUUGCUAAGAGAGUUACUGAGAGAUCCAUAUCUCGAGUCCUAUGCAGCGGUGAUUGUCGAUGAGGUCCAUGAACGCAGCAUUGGAGUUGAUCUUCUGCUUGGAUUUCUUCGAUUACUUCUAUUUGGCGAAGGAGACGGGCCGAAACGAAAGAAUCCUCUAAAGCUCGUGGUCAUGAGCGCAACCACGAAUGUCGAAAGCCUCAAAGAAUUUUUUAGUGAGGGGUGCCCAGACAGGAAGGCCUUGGUGGAACAAAUCUCCACUGAAGAAGCAGAAGGGGAGUGGGAGGGGUUCUCAGACGCUGAAAGUGAAGCUUUUGCGUCGAAGAAACCGGAUGCUCCGAAAAAGGCCCAUGUGGCACAUCCUCAAGACAAUAAACUGGCCAAGGCCCAGGUCGGGCCGGUAUCAUCCUACCAUGUGGAAGGUCGUCAGUAUCCAGUGAAGAUUGUAUACUUGAAUGAACCCACUCAAGAUUUUGUCGAAAGUGCUCUGAGUCAAAUCUUUGAGAUUCAUCGAAAAGAGCCACUUCCUGGCGAUAUUCUUGUGUUUCUGACAGGACAGGAUACGAUCGAGUCACUGGAGCGGUUGAUCAAUCAAUGUGCACAAGAAUUGGACAGAAAGCUACCCAGGGUCCUUACUCUGCCACUGUUUGCCGCUCUACCUCAAGCGGCGCAACAACGAGUUUUUGAGAGGCCCCCUUCAUUCACACGCAAAGUGAUCCUUUCCACGAAUCUUGCGGAAACGUCGAUUACGGUACCCGGGGUACGAUAUGUUGUGGAUAGUGGCAAGGUGAAGGUCAAGCAAUACCGAAGUCGAUUGGGGCUGGAUUCGUUAUUGGUGAAGCCCAUCUCACGAUCCUCCUCCAUUCAACGACAAGGACGAGCUGGAAGAGAAGCUCCCGGUAUCUGCUACCGGUUGUACACGGAACCGGACUUCCUCCAAAUGGAGAACGAAACCAUGCCGGAAAUCCUGCGAAGUGAUCUUAGUGGCUCCGUCCUGAGCAUGAAAGCUUGUGGGAUUUCCGAUGUUGCCGAAUUCCCUCUGCUCAGUCCCCCUCCUAGGGAUGCACUAGAGAAAGCUUUGAUUCAUCUUUUGCAAUUGGGGGCACUGAAUGACUCUGGAGACAUCACAGAGGUUGGCAAGCAAAUGUCGAAAAUGCCUCUGUCUCCCAACCUUGCUCGAAUCAUCAUCGAAGCCAGUCAACCUGAAUUGGAUUGCCUCGAAGAUGUUAUUGAUAUCAUUGCUUGUCUUAGCGUUGAGAACAUCUUCAUCAACGUCGUGUCCGAUGAAAAGCGUGAGCAAGCGCAUGAAGCAAGACAGAAUCUAUAUCGACGAGAAGGAGAUCACCUCACGAUGCUCGCAACGGUUCAAGCGUAUCUGUCUGAGCAUUCAAACCGAAAAGCAUGGGCGGAGAAAUAUUUCGUAUCUCAUCGGGCCAUGCAAAGUGUCAUGGACAUUCGGAAACAACUCCUCGCUCAAUGCGUGCAAAUGGGGUUGUCUUCAAACUCCUCCUUUCAAAAUUCCGAGCCCGAAAAGCGGACGGUGACCAUCCUACGAUGUUUGUUGAAGGGAUUCAUGGGAAACAUCGCCCGAUUGAUGCCUGAUGGAAGUUAUCGAACCAUUCUAGGCAAUCAGACCGUGGCCAUACACCCAUCAAGUGUCUUGUUCAGCAAAAAGGUGGAGGCCAUCAUGUUCAGCGAGUUCGUCUUCACCAACAAGAGUUACGCACGAGGUGUGAGUUCCAUACAAAUGGACUGGAUUGGAGAGUUACUUGCAGGUAGCGGAAUCUAAAGAGUUCAUCUCCUUUUACCAAUUCCUGUGCCUUUAUCCGCUAGACUGACAACUUCUCCAAUGCCUGCUUCGGUUUGUUCAUCCUCCAGGACACGGAUCUCCUCACGACAAUCCCACCAUUUCUCUUCCGCUAGAC
This is a messenger RNA of Eremomyces bilateralis CBS 781.70, 2766 nucleotides long. RefSeq names its product P-loop containing nucleoside triphosphate hydrolase protein. Bases 135 to 2630 code for a protein of 831 amino acids. NCBI's taxonomy places the organism in Eukaryota, Fungi, Ascomycota, Dothideomycetes, Eremomycetales, Eremomycetaceae. Gene Ontology annotation, molecular function: RNA binding. Gene Ontology annotation, cellular component: intracellular anatomical structure; catalytic step 2 spliceosome. The record is from RefSeq and is a predicted model, not a curated record. The transcript has 3 exons.